ACAAAUGCCCCCUCAACCACAUCACCAACACCUUCAACUACAACAACAGUUACAGCCUCAACCACUUCACCAACAACUUCAACUACAACAACAGCCUCCUCAACCACAACACCAGCAACAUCAACUACAACAGUUGCCACCUCAACAACACCAGCAACUUCAACAACAAAAGUUGCACCCUCUACCACAACACAGGCAACAUCAACUACAACAGUUGUCCCAUCAACAACACCAGCAACUUCAACUACAACAGUUGCCCCCUCAUCCACAACACCAGCAACAUCAACUACAACAGUUGUUCCAUCAACAACACCAGCAACUACAUCAACAACAACAACAGUUGCAACCUCAACCACAACACCGGCAACAUCAACUACAACAGUUGUCCCAUCAACAACACCAACAUCAGCUACCACAACAGUUGCCCCCUCAACAACACCAGCAACUGAAACUAGGAAAACAGUUGCACCCUCAACUACAACACCAGCAACUUCAACUACGAUAACAGUUUCCCCCUCAACCACAACACCAACAUCAGCUACCACAACAGUUGCCACCUCAACCACAACACCAGCAACUUCAACUACAACAGUUGCCCCCUCAUCCACAACACCAGCAACAUCAACUACAACAGUUGUUCCAUCAACAACACCAGCAACUACAUCAACAACAACAACAGUUGCCCCCUCAACCACAACACCUGCAAUAUCAUCUACCACAACAGAUGCUCCAUUGGCAACAAUACCAGCAACAUCAACUACAACAGUAUUCCCCUCAACCACAACACCAGCAACAUCAGCUACAACAACAAAUGCCCCCUCAACCACAUCACCAACACCUUCAACUACAACAACAGUUACAGCCUCAACCACUUCACCAACAACUUCAACUACAACAACAGUUGCCCCCUCAACCACAACACCAGCACAAUCAACUAUAACAACAAAGGCCUCCUCAACCACAACACCAGCAACAUCAACUACAACAGUUGCCACCUCAACAACACCAGCAACUUCAACAACAAAAGUUGCACCCUCUACCACAAUACAGGCAACAUCAACUACAACAGUUGUCCCAUCAACAACACCAGCAACUUCAACUACAACAGUUGCCCCCUCAUCCACAACACCAGCAACAUCAACUACAACAGUUGUUCCAUCAACAACACCAGCAACUACAUCAACAACAACAACAGUUGCAACCUCAACCACAACACCGGCAACAUCAGCUACAACAACAAAUGCCCCCUCAACCACAUCACCAACACCUUCAACUACAACAACAGUUACAGCCUCAACCACUUCACCAACAACUUCAACUACAACAACAGUUGCCCCCUCAACCACAACACCAGCACAAUCAACUAUAACAACAAAGGCCUCCUCAACCACAACACCAGCAACAUCAACUACAACAGUUGCCACCUCAACAACACCAGCAACUUCAACAACAAAAGCAACAUCAACUACAACAGUUGUCCCAUCAACAACACCAGCAACUUCAACUACAACAGUUGCCCCCUCA
Messenger RNA from Notolabrus celidotus (New Zealand spotty), 1524 nucleotides. RefSeq names its product mucin-2-like. The transcript is spliced from 3 exons. The annotation marks the transcript as partial. The record is from RefSeq and is a predicted model, not a curated record. NCBI's taxonomy places the organism in Eukaryota, Metazoa, Chordata, Actinopteri, Labriformes, Labridae.